Odocoileus virginianus texanus is the source of this 1080-nucleotide messenger RNA. RefSeq names its product biogenesis of lysosomal organelles complex 1 subunit 3 (gene BLOC1S3). The record is from RefSeq and is a predicted model, not a curated record. Gene Ontology annotation, cellular component: BLOC-1 complex. NCBI's taxonomy places the organism in Eukaryota, Metazoa, Chordata, Mammalia, Artiodactyla, Cervidae.
AUUGGUUGGGGCUGCCGCGCUCCUCGGUAAAGACGCCGUACUUCGGAUAGGUAGAGGAUCCCGCAGGCUCGGAGCUCUGGUGACCCGCUCGCGCCAUGGAGUCUCAGAGUCGUCCGCGGAGGCCGCUGCGGAGGCCUGAGACUUUGGUUCAGGGGGAAGCGGCUGAGUCGGACUCGGAUCUCUCUGCGUCCUCGUCGGAGGAGGAGGAGCUGUACCUGGGCCCUUCGGGCCCGACGCGUGGCCGCCCCACGGGACUGCGAGUGGCUGGGGAGGCCGCGGAGACCGACUCAGACCCGGAGCCGGAGCCGAAGGCCGCGCCGCGGGACCUGCCUCCGCUCGUGGUGCAGCGGGAGACGGCCGGGGAGGCCUGGGCGGAGGAGGAGGCCCCGGCGCCCGCCCCCGCGCGCUCGCUGCUGCAGCUCCGGCUGGCUGAGAGCCAGGCGCGGCUGGACCACGACGUAGCGGCCGCGGUGAGCGGCGUGUACCGCCGCGCGGGCCGUGAUGUGGCCGCCCUGGCCGGUAGGCUGGCGGCUGCCCAGGCAGCGGGAUUAGCUGCAGCCCACAGCGUGCGUCUGGCGAGGGGGGACCUCUGCGCGCUGGCGGAGCGUCUGGACAUCGUGGCCAGCUGCUGCCUGCUGCCCGACAUCCGCGGUGUGCCGGGGACCGAGCCUGAACAAGACCCGGGAUCGAGAGCCUAGCCAUGACCCACUGUCUCCACUGACUGUGCCCUGGGGGUAGGCCUUGCGGCCUCUUGACCUGGCUCUCUGCUCUGUUUAGCCACCCACCCAUCUUGCUGUCACCCUCAGGGAUAACCUCGCCCCUGGAUAAUGCUGUCUGUGUGUGUGUGUGUGUGUGUGUGUGUGUGUGUGUCUGUGUGUGUGUGUGUGUGUAGCCCUCCUGGACCACAGCAUCUGGUUCCUCCCCCUGGGCUUGACCUUUUCUUCCUGGUUCAGAGGUUGUGUCUGAAACUUGACUCCAGCUCCUGGGUACCUAGCUUCCCUUUGAUCUGCCUCUCUCUUAAGGGCUCAUGGAGCCUCAUCUGUCUUUUCUCUGCCUUCCUCAGUUUGGUUUCUGUUCACA